AUGUCUGUGCCUUACAAAAAAAUCAGAACUUCUAAUAUUUAUAAAGAAGAAACUAGUUUAAGCUUAGACUCUUCUAAGAGCUUGUUAGAACAAACUAAAGUUCAAGUUUUAAAUAGCCAGAAACCAAAAACUUUAUCAACACAAAAAGCACAAGAAGCAUAUAUAGUAAUAGACUUAAAAGUUAGCAAAGCACUAAACAAAGAAAAUACUGAUCUCGAAAAAAAUGAUGAUGCUUUGUUUAUAUCUGCUAACAACAUGUACACAGAGUUAGAAGACUUUAGUGCAGAUAACCCUUAUAUUAAAAAUAAUAAUAACUUAGAUGCUAACAAUGUUAAUGAGCAAACCUCAGUAGAUAUGAAUCUGGAUAGUCAUAUCAAAAUAAAUCAGUCUCAGAUUAAAACUGAGACAGCUGAAAAAGAAUCAACCAAAGAUACUUCAAAGAAACUAAACAAUUCUUUAUUGGAAAAUCAUAUCAUAGAUACCAACAUAAUAGUAGAUCUACUGACUACUCUUUAUGAUAACUCCAAGGUUGCUAAAUCCUCUUUCCAAUUGGUGAUGUCAAAGAAAAAACACAAAAGUAAAGCAAAAGUAUCAAAUGCAGAAAGAAACAAAGUUAUGAGUCUAAAUCCUAAAAAGAAUCCUGGUCUCAGAACCAAAAGAUCUUAA
Messenger RNA from Cetraspora pellucida, 666 nucleotides. The record is from the annotation of a GenBank genome assembly. NCBI's taxonomy places the organism in Eukaryota, Fungi, Glomeromycota, Glomeromycetes, Diversisporales, Gigasporaceae.